AAAAAAUACCGCUUGUCUAUAUAUACAAAAUUUGAGUGGAUUUGUUGCUAAGGGCAAUUGUAACAGCUUAUCAUGCGUAGAAAAUGUGCGGGUUAUGUGGAAAAUGUAGCUUAGGGUAAGAGGGCAGUAAAAUGUGAAAAGCGGCCGUCAUGAUGGUACACUCCCAUCGUGCAGCGUGACGUCACAGCAACUCGGCUCGACAGCGAGCUGUACGUCUGCAACAAUAGCGGACCAGAAGUCAACUAGUUCGGUAUCGGUACAAAUGUCCAUCCUGUUGCGUGACAUCACAGAAUAUUUAUGAAUGAAUGUCUUGUUAUGACAGCAGUAUUAUCAUGGGUCCAAGAUCGUGACGCAAGGGUUACUUCUGCAUUAGGUGCCGAGGCGGAUGGCAUAGCUAGCUGUGACAUGGAAACGCGACAGUAGCAGUCACUAUCUGGCAAUGAACGGGGUGGCAGCUCCUGUAGAAUAUAAUACGGAAGUACACACAACCAGAAAAAUGUCGGCUGGUCUACGAAACAACCCUGACAUGGUGAGCGAUAGUAAUUUUAUUUCUCCUGUACCGGACCAUAUCUCAUCUAUUCACGACAACCCAUUUUAUAAAUCUUUUGGGGUGCGUCACCCCCGCGCUCUAACUUCAAGGGAACCGUCUCUGCCGGUACGCGCUAAACAUUCAGACACAGAGAGUACCUUACAAUUUCGUGAAGAACUGGGUGAGUACAAGCCUGGUUCUGGUUUUGUACACAAAUUAAUGGGGAAGUUUGCUUCUCUGAGCACUCGAGAAGAACCAACGCCCAGUUACCUUCAUAUUAAACACGCCGGCAGCGUCGAGAAUAUUUUACGAAACGAUCAGCAUACCGCAGAGACAGAAGACAAUCAUACGGAGGAAACACGAAUAGGAGGACGAGAGAGAGGACGAGAAAGCUUCAGAAGUCAAAAGCAUCGCGCCAGAAGCGUGGAUUCUGUUAACAAUAGCCACAGAAAACCUCAUCUCCAGGUUUCUCUACGUCAUGUGGAUAGAAAGUGGGAACGCCCACCUUCCCCCACAAAGCCCACUCGAGAUUCCCACAUCGAGGCACCGGAUGUGACACUAGCUCCCGAGAACAUCAUCCUCAUUGAGAACCCCCCUCCUCAGCCUUCUGCCACUGAUGCAGAGGUUGACAGUGAUGCUACAGAUGACCGGUCCCAGGCUCAUGCCACAUAUUUCAAAGAUGAGGCCGCUGUGGACGAACUUCCAAAACCCAACACAGUUUUGACUGUACGCAAUAUAUUUGAAUCUGCUGCUCAAGCAGAAGCAGAGCAUGUUAGUCGCAGAGAUAAGCCUCUUAGCCCUACUCGAGAUGUUAGUAGUUGGGGUGACUUUGAUCGCAAAGACUCACCCAUAAGCCCUACUGAUCCUGCUGCUAGAGGACAGGCUUUCACCCCUAGAGAGGUAAGACCCCAUGUAUCUCAGUCUUCCCCUCGAGUGGUGGAUGCUGCCAGAAAUUUUGAAUUUCCUAGGACUGCAGAGUUUGUAAGAAAUGGUGAUAGGCAAUCAUCCUCAUCAAUGGAUGUAAAUGAUACUGGCAGCAUGGAUACAUCCAUACCUGCAGAAAUACCAUUGCCUCUUACAAACACCACAUCAUCAUCUUUUUCAUCAUCUUCAUCUUCCUCAUCAACAGUUUCUUCAUUGGCAUUAUCUUCAAACAGUGGCAUUACUGCUGAGCUUCAUUCUGAUGAUAGAACGUUGGUUUCCACUGAGUCCAGCAGACCCAUUCCAGCAGGACGUUCCACUGCUGCUGUCAAGGCUGUUCCUGCAUCUCGACCUGUAGUUCCAGCCAGGUCAAGUAAGACUAUAAGUGAUGCAAGUACUACUGCUACCAGUGCAGCAACAAGUGUACCCCCCUCCUUUACCCCCAGUGUCAAGAAGACUAGUCCUGUGAUGCCAGUUGCUCCAUUCAAAAAGCAAACAGAGAGUGAAGAUGAGAACCGCUAUCUUGUUUUUACUUCUAAGAAGGAUACCUCUAAGCCCUCAAAGCCAAGACGUGUAAAGGAUUAUGGGGAGAUGGUUGUUGACACAGCAUCACAUACAAAGCGUGAUGAGACGGAGAGAAAACAAGUAGAAACUGAUGUGCAGAAGGUGAAUAAAGUCAAUGUCUUGCACAAAAAGGGGAGGGCACCACCUGUCCCACUGGAUAAGGUUGAUGGCAGUGAUGGAAACUUGGUGCAGACACUGAAAGUUGUAAACAGUAGACAAGACAGCUGGUCAUCACCACGUAUUGAAGAUACUAUGGCACCUGAAUUGCCAGCAGAAAAAAUUCCGUUUCAUUUAGUCUCAAAUGUAGAACGUGAGCAUGGCAAGCCUACAACAGUGUCUCAGUCAGAGGGCAAAGAGAAACAGGAUAUCCCAGUCAGCAUGGAGACUCAGGAAAUGACAGAGCCAAUUAAAGGAAUUCCGCGUAUUAUCGCUCAGCGUAUGAAGCAGAACUCUGAGGCGAUACACACUGGACCACCAGGUGAGUUAUUUGGAGUGCGGCUUGGCAAAACUCGGCAUGAAGAUGAUGGUAAAGAUGACGGUAGUGAGAUUCCUUGUAAACGUCUGACACCUGUCCAGUCUCUUGGAAAACAGGACAAAGCUGCAAGUGUGCCAUCUGAAAUUGAAAACCAGAUUGCAAGUGUGCGCAAGCGCAUGGAGGCUGGCAGUCAGAACAAGUCUGGUGGUGUUUCACAGAUCUUUGACAGCAGUCAGCUUCAGAAAAAGCGUCGAGAAAAGCAGGCGGCCAGGACAGCUCCUCAAGUUGGUGUCCCUCGCCUGGAUCUUAGCAGCCUGACCUCUGAGGAUAGUGGGAAUCCUGGUUCAGAUGGGGGAUACCGUGUCACACCUCGAGAGAUUAAACCUUGCAGCAUUGAGUUCAUUGGCGCCAACAUUUCUUUGGGCCGAUCUUUACUAGACAAGAAUCGCACAAUAAAGAUCAACAUCAGGUUUCAUGACAACCUGUCUCAAACAUUUGAGUACCCCUCAGAGCAGUGGAUGUUGGAGCAGUAUCUGAGAGAACACCCGGACGAGGUGUUUGUGCUGCAGGAUGAUGCAGGUCCAACGGAGUCAUCAGAUGAUGGGGAUGUUGCACCUGGCACAUUUCUAAGAGAUGGGACCAGUUUGGAGCUAGGAGAGCGGCUGCUCAUGUCCACUCCUGCAUUGUCUCAGUCUGCUACACUGCAGUCAUAUCGUGGGAAGUUUCAGCAGGAAUACGUCAUGGGCUCCAUCUUCAAACAGCCCGAAAAACCUGUACAAAGCAUUGAGAUCCAGGACCCUGUGGAUGUAAACAGCAUGGACUUGAGACCAUCUGAUGAGGAGAGCACCAACGUGUGGUCAACGAAUGAGACCUCUGACCUUCUGUUCUAAUGCUGGUACUGCUGCUGCUAGGACUGGAGUACUAUGGUGGCCCUAUGACUGAUGCUCAAUGUGGGCAUAGAAUCUUGAGUGAUUCUGGAGAAUGCCCUGAGAGGUGGUGUGGGUGCUGGGAAGCUGAUGGUCUUUGUAAGACUAUGAUUUGGAGAAAACCGUUGCAUUUGCUGGUGAGGUAGUCAGGCAGGUAAUUCCCUGCUGCCUAGUGUUUCAUACUAUCUCAUGCUUCACAUUUUCUCAAGUUCACACCUCUCAUUUUUGCACCAAAUCUGCUCAGUUGUACUUUAGUAUCCCUCAUAAAAUAGAAAGAAAGCUGCUGCCUGUCCUUUGCAUGCAGAAUUGGUUUUGACAAGCCUGUGUGCAGUGAAAUGGUUCACAGGUCGAUCAUCUUCACUGUACAAGAACCAGGGUGGCAAGAGGUGAUAGAAACGAUUGUGUAGGCUUUUUGCUAGCCUCAUGGGGUGGGGUGGGGGGAUUGGGGUUUUAUGCCGUGCCAGCAACUAAGGCUAUAUCACGGCAAGGCAGCCAGCCCUGUAAACAGAUGCCAUGUGUAGAGAAAGAACAGCGUGCCCGAGACGAGAGUUGAACCCAGAACAGCCAACCUUCACUGUAUUGGUGACAGGCGCUAACCGUUGCGCCACCGGACUGCACCUCAUGGGGUGCAGUGGAUGAUAGAGAAGAUGGCUACAAAGUUAAGUGCACAAGUAUAACCUGGUCUUCAUCCCACAAACAACAAGAUAUUAUGACAAGCCUGACUCAUUUCUUUGCAUCGUAGACAGUGUAACCGAGAUGCUUCCCAAAUACUACUGGCAUUUUGGUGAUGCCAUUUUACGUUGGUCUCUAUCGACAUAGGGCUUUUUGAUACCAUAUGUGUGUAUGCUUUGAGAUGCUGCUAUAAACUUGAUGCAUCUCACACUAUACACAGGGCCAGAAAGCUCUGAAGUCACUCAGAGGACUGCUGCAGGUCAUCUAGCAAUGUCACGAAUAUCAUUCAACAGAAAGACUGUUGGUUUUGUAAACAUUUAGCUUGGAGCAAACUUUUGGAUGGACUUAGGACUGUUGUAUUUUUGAUGUUUAUUGCCUUUGGGUUGGUUAGUUACUUCUCUUUUCUUUUUCUCCCACCAUUUAUUACUGUUUAAGGAAUCCUUUACCUUAAGAAUAUAUUUUCCUAAAAUUUACCUUCUAGAUUAGAAUAUAUUUUCCUAAAUGUCAUCUUUUAGAUUAAGCUUAACACUUAAUGAUUGCUAGAAGUUCUAGUUAUAUCAGCUAGGUUGGUGUAGAGCAGUCUGCUGUGUUUUAAAAUUUUUUGGCAGGUUUGCUGAUUGUUAAAUCACAUUACCUUGUGGACAAGACAGUGAGACAUUUUCUGGCCUUGUAUAGAUUUUACAGGCAGCAGCUCCACAGAGUGCCUGCACUUGAUGAGUGGGGUGAAUGUGGUGUGGGGAGGGGGGGCGGCAAGUGGACAAUGGAUUAAUGGACAGAAUUGUCAGUGUCAGAAUUUAAGAAUUGCUGAAAUGUUCCUUGAAAGGAAUAUGUUAGAAUGACUAAAUCUCACAUCUGGGCAUCUAGUAAAUUUUGAAGAUCACAGUAGUAACCCAAAAUCUCUUUACAUCGAGAAAGUAGCAUACUCUGUUUAGAAGAUGAGCUUUAACCAUUGGUAUAUAACAAUGAAAUAUUCAUAUGGAUCUAAGGCAGACCUGGGCAAGGGGCGGCCCGCGGGCCGGAUCCGGCCCGCCCUGCAGUAUAUAUGCUAUAUAUGCAGUAUUGGGUAAAACUGAGUUAACUAUAUUAGUUCAGCCCUCUAAAACCAUCCCAAUUUCUCAUGUGGCCCCUUGGGAAAAUUAAUGGCCCACCCCUGAUCUAAGGUCUUGUGUUACUCUUUUUACCAUGUUUAUAUGUGAGAAGCUUGAGUCGGUAGUCAAGUGUUAUUUUCUGUCCAUCAUUAUGAAGAUCAUUGGGAGUGUGCUAUUUUUUGAGGGUUGUUGAUCAUAUUUUUCCAAUCAUGUUCAUAUUGCAGGUUGGGAGGGCAGGGGAGUGUCGUAGAAGACUCCUAUCCAUGAUGUUUCUGGUUUUUUUGGUCCAUGUUCUUCAUAAGGAAAAAUGCCAACUCACGUAUGCAGCUCAUCUGGACAUGGUGUAGCAAUCUUAUUCAGUGGCAAGUUAAGAGAGGUUAUGUUGAACUGGGAGAAAAGGGCAGAGGAUGGUGCACCAGGAAGAGAAGAUGCAUGUGAGGUGGGUGGACAGGGUCUCAAGAAGAUCAGAAUGGUUUCCACAGAUUUAAGGGAGUUUGUUCUUUGCCUUCACUAUAUCAUUAAACAUGUACACAAGUUCUAUUUUUAUCACAAACUUAAUUUCUCCAAGUUUGCAAUUUUUUUUUCUUUUGUUUUGUUUUGAAUUUUUUGUUUUGUUUUUGUUUUUGUUUUUUUUUUUCUUUGAGGGAGACAAGGUUUACCUUGUACAUGCACAACCACAACCACACGCACACCCCUGCAGCAGGAUGUAUAAAAGGUUUAUGUUCAAACAAAGUUUGUUUGACAAGUUUACAGGAUUUAUGCUUUGAGACUAACUACACAGAUCUGUGAAGCAUAUUUCUUUGACAUCACCCAUCUUAGCCAUGCAGCAUUUGAAAUCCAUCACCUGCUUUUAUACAUUACCAGAUGUUUUGCUGACUCCAGUGCCAGAACACUCCUGUGUUCAAAGUACCAGGACAUUUUGGUUGCAUUCACUUUUGCCCCUAUGUCCCUGAUAAUCAAUGCUGUGGUUGGAGAUGACAAAGGAGGUGCAAAGUAAUUAUUUAUUUUUGAUAUAAGUUAUUGUUUGUUGCUUUUAUUUAUCAGAUUGUGAAUUAGCUUUCCAUGCAUAAACAGUUUGGGAAGAGAACAAAUCAGCACAGAAUAUUUGUUCUUUGACGAGAUUUGUUAGCAAGCUGCCAUGAGAUGAUCUUUAGUUUUUUCUUUCCUUAGUCUUCCCUUUUCUAUCACUAUAUUUUUAACACUUCCUUUGAAAAAUAUAUUUGACAUGGCAGUUGUAGAUUUUUGUCUUGUAGUUAUAUUUCAGAUCUCUACUUGCUUUUUUGUGGAUGUUACCUAGAAAAGGGCACAUAGUUAACAUCCUAUGACAUUGACACUGUAGUAGAAAAUGAUUGAGUUUGUAAGCCAUGAAGCAGUUGCUUACAUAAUGUUUUUCAUGAAUAGUCUGGAGUUACUCGUCUCUUAUUUUUUGUGAAUUAUUGUCUUGGGUUUUUAGCCCUUUUUAUGCAUUUUGUCCCCAGAAACAUCUGUGAGAUUCUGAAAGGUGUGCAUGCAUGAUUAUAAGGAAUUGACUGAAAAACAUUUCAGUUUUUAUAAAAAAUGACAAAAGAAAAAGCGAAGGUAAAGAAAUAUCAGCAUGGGAUAAGGUGCUCAUUCUAACAAUCUCAAUGUUCCCGGCCUAAUCAACAGUAGUUGCUGAGUAACUUGUAUCUGCUUUUUCCUGUGUGCGGUUUUUUGAAUUUAGUUCCCCCCCCCCCUCUCCACCUCCUAACAGUAAUGACAGACUGCUUUUUAUUUUUUUAAAGCUGUUCAUAUUCUUAUGAUUUUAUUUUCUGUGUAAGUACGCAAUACUGUAUUUUUAGGAUAUUUCUUUUGAUGAAUCACUUUUAGUAAUGUUCUAUCAUUGAUACUUUUUCAGAGGUAUAUGCCACUUUUGAAAUUAUGUAAUGGGAUACAGAAAUUAUAAGUAACUUGGAACAGAGCAAACAUGUGAUCUCCAAUUGAGAUAAUGUAAGGAUAAUGUACUUUGAUAGUUCUCUUAAUGUUGGUAAUGACAUAAUGCAGUAUAUUGAGAUAAUUUUGCAAGUGUUUGGAAGUUUUUGCUUUAUUAUUUUUUUAGACUUAUAGUUUUAUUUCUGUAGUGCAGGAGGGAAAUAGACUACAUGGGUCAUAUUUAUGUGUCAAUAUCAAUUCCACAGAUGUUGUGUUUUGAGCUAAAACAUUAUGCUUGUAUAUCAUCGUUAUUUUUCCCUCUCAUAUUUGAUUGUGUGACUUAAUUGGGUCUGGUGUUUUUUUGUGUUUUUUUUUUUUUCAGUAGGACAUUCCAAAGAUGGUAGAGUAUUAUUGGUUGAUCCACACAGUCAUGAUUGCUGCUAGUCAAUUGACUAUUUCAUUUCGUUCCUCUAUGCUAUAAGGACUUGUAUUUACAGUGAACUUUAUUAUCUUCUGAUUUUGUGGAGAUUGCUGCACAGUUGUACUCAGUACAUAAUGCUCACAUUGGUUUCUGUGGUGAUAUCUUUAAGAUAAAUAAAUGUUUUUUUAGUUGAGCUGAUAUUUAUCAAGGAGAUGCAUCUUUCAGAAAAGGCAGUUUUGUGUGUGUCACAGACUUUUUCUGGCUGGUUAGACUUUAAAUCUGAUGUGCCUCCCUGGGAGUUGUGAAGGAACCAUAGCUAGUAAAAGAGUUAUUUUAUCUGUGACAGCAUCUGCAGUAUUUCCAGUACAGUGGGUGCUAAAUGGUUAUAAAUAUUAAAUAAUGUGCCAUUCAAACCUUGAUAAAAAUUAUUAGCUAGAAGGUGCCCACUGCAUAUUGCAUUUAACAACAAACUGAUGUUAGACUGAUGGACUUUAUGUAAAAUGCUAGAUUGUAUUUGAGUCAAGACUUAAUAUUACCUUCAGGAUUAAGUGAUGACAAUGUUUCAGCCCUAAGCUUAAUGAUUUCGUAUUCAUAAGCAUUCUAAGAGCAGGUUCCUUGCCCAUAGUUGCUAGAUGGAAUGUUUGUUUCAUAUUUGUCAGUGCAAUAUUACUUUCAGAGUUCAGUAACACCAGGUUUGAGGCUCUGAAUGUCAUGUUAGAUCUGUAUUAUUGUGUCUGUGAAGUUAUGGCCAGGAGUCAUUGCUAAACUAGUAGUGACUCCUGGCCAUAUCUUGGCAGACACGAUGAUAUUGUGUCAUCAAUCUGAAAUAAUUGCUAUCCCAAUCCACUUAACUUGCAAUCUGAGAUAUUUCUUUUGUGUUAAUUCUGGAUGAUUUUUUGUUUACAAGUAAUAUUUCAGUUGUCUUGCACCUGUCAUGUAUUCCUUUGUCUCUUUCUUCAGUGCAACUGCAUUUUUUCUUUUAUUAAUUGUGUAUAUAAUUUGUAUUAUGCGUAGGGUACAUAGUUGCGUACUUUGGGUUAGAAUCUGGAUUGUAUAUCCAGUUGCUUUUUUUUUUAUUAAGAAUUGUGUACACUUGUCACUUGUGUGCAGAAUCCUAUUUUUGUUUUAUAAUAAUUACUGAGUAGGAUGGUAACGAUAUUUUUCAUGAUGAACAGAGUCUGAGAUUAUGUCACGGGAGUACUUUUGUAUGCUUGUGCUACAUUUAAGUAUUAUGUCAUAAUGUUAACUUGGCAUCAGAACACUUGUGCAAGCAUUUUAUGAGUGCUAUGUCUAUGUGUACUUACACUUCAGUUCAGGAGGAAGCUAGGCCCUUUUUUCCCCUUGUAAGAUAAAUCAUGAGAGAAACUGAAGGGAUGAGAGUCUGUUGAACUUACAUGUGAAUUAAGCUCAUGUAUAGAGAUUCUGUUUCAUUUCACUAGCUUCUGUCUACCAUGGCAUGCUUAAUUCUUAAUUACCUCCCCUUUGACAUAGCAUGUGUGUAUGAAUGGUCUUUGUUGUGGGGAAAGGGCUGCAUGGUGUCAACAGUUCUAUGCUUUAAAGUGAGCUAUUUAUAGCUUUUUUUUCCCCUCCUUACAUCUCAUGCAGAUGAUCAAGCCUAGCAGGCAUCACAAAAAGGCUUAUUUAGCUAGGACACUUGAAAAUGAUAGGGUAAGUUUGACUUCUUUGUCUAAUUACCAUCUUCAAAGAUUGUCUGCUAAAAGGGAAACUCCCAAACAGAUUGCUUCUUUACAGUGCACAACACCUCACAACUUUAUUAUAUGGCCCAGCAAGUGUUUGGAUUGCUUAUUUAUUUGAUUUUUAAUAAUCCAUGUGCUCUGGCGUUUUCUUGAAAAUCAGAUUAAACUUAUGCUUGAUGUGUGAUUGUGUAAUAGAACAAGAUAACUAUAAAGAAUUUUAAUGUAAAUAAAUGCUGUAGCCAUGGCUGAAUAGAAUAGUUACUACAUAGUCUAUGUAAGCAUAUAACUAAGCCUCAGAUUGACAAUGUCUUAACUAUUUGUGAAUAUAACUUUUUGAUCAGGGCUAAAGAUUAUGUUGUCUUUGGCAUCACUGAAAGAAGCCUUCUUAUAUAGGGGCCAUGUUUUGUAGUAUGGUACAUUAGACAACAGUAGGGAGACACGUCUGGACCUGAAUCCUGAUUGUAUACUACACAAAGUAAAUAAAGAUUAAUUCUCACUGCAGAAAGGACAGCAUGGUCCUCCACAAAGAGGCUGAGGUGAUAUGAAAGUCUUAUGCUAUUGUGGUGAUGGCCCUGAAAUUGUUCAUAACUGAUUUUUUUGUUGUAACUCAUGUAGUUGGCCACACAGAGUCAAAGGCUAUGUUACUGUGUUUGUUUUAAGUUAAGUUGUGGACAGGUCACAUUUGUUUCCGCUCACAUAGUUUGUCACUUAAGACAUGUCACAUCAGUAGUGUUGGAAUACACUUACUGUCAUGUCAUGACAAUAGUGCUGUAAUGCACCCCCUAGUUCAUGGCAGUGCUGCUGUGAUGUACCCACUGUGCCAACUUUUAUGCAGACAGUUCAGAGGGACACUUGUACCUACAGCAAUCUACCUUUGGGCCAAGGGCCAUUCUGUACUAGAUAUAGUUUUUAUGCUUUAUUCCAAUGAUAAAAUAUGAUUAGUUUCUUGAAUAUUUAUUUUGUCACCUAGUUUUGAUGUUGCUUUAAUAUCAGGAGUACUUGUGUUCUUGGAAUUACUUCUUCAAGCAAAACUUAUGCAUUCUACAUCAUAUGUGAACAUUUAGCUAGCUGGCAGUUCUCGUUUCAUCGCAAUGCUGUGCAUAAAAAGCUAACUUGUGCUGUCAAGUGAUCACUAUUUGUAAACCUAUGUGAAGUGUGGAGUACGUGUUUCUACACAAAGUGCACAAAACUCAGAUAAUAUCUAAGUGCUUGUACAGUCACAUGGUUGACUGUAAACUGUAUAUCUGAUGAUGAUGUUAUGGUCUGUACUAUGGAUUGUACCGAGGAGCCUGCAUGCUUCCUUCCGUCUGUGCACACUUGAGGUGAGGUUUCUGCUGAGCUACCCAGAUUGUUACAAGAAUGUCGGCUCCAUUUCUUUCAGUCUCUGUUGUUUCUAGAACUGUGGAUCCCUGUAAUAUGGUACAGACAAAAAGGACACUAGUAAAAGAUGCUGGAGAUUACCAGUGAGCUCUUUUUGAAAACCUGACCAAACAGUUAACAUGUUGCCAUUCUACUGGUGUGAAAGCUUAGUUACUUCCCUUGAAGCACAUUUCAUGUGCUUCAGUCCAUGAGCAUAGUGGAUUAGUUGUCAACGCGAUUCCUUCUUGUGCCUGGGUAAAAGCUUGUUUCCUAUUUUUCUGUUUUGUUUUGUUUACAUUGAAACUGUCCAUAGCAUGAAAUAGAAUGUUGGGCCAACUUCACCAUAUAUCGCUGUGCAAUGUCAGUUGCAGCAAUGUGAAUACUAGCAGGGUAUUGUCUCAGUGCUGUCUGGAUAUUGCUUUUUCAAUCUAAAUAUGGAAAUAUUUCUUGUGGAACAUUAAUGUGGCCUUAAAGUUUUCAGUUUAUACUGAACAUAGGUGGAUAUGUUUAUAAAGUAUAGCAGAUUUGUGUUUCUGCUGUGUUUGUAUCAUAGGGGGACAAGAUAAUCAAAUAACUUAUUAGAUGUCACAGUGUUGACUGCUUUGCAUGUAACUCUAACCCUUGCAGCAAAACUCUGGAUCACAAGUGUUGGAGAGCUGGCAUGCCAUGCAUAAUGGCUUUUUUUUCACUUUCCUGUGGAUAUUCAUUCACCUAUCCCUUGACUGGUAGCAACUGACAAGUAAUGUAAUGAUGCUGUUCUGCUGGUACUGCUUGUCAAGAAAAACAGCUGAAUAGAUACACCUGACAAGGCUGCCACCCAUGCCUGUAUUGAGCAGAUUAUUUGUGGAGUGAGCAGUCCGCUCCUUCACAUUUGCAAGCCAGUUCUUCCUGUCUAGCUUGGCAUCAGCUUCCUCACUCCACUUCUCCAAGGUAACCUGAAGAAUGGUCUAAGAGUCACAUGACUGAACCAGACUAAUUUGUGCUGCUUUGCCGUUGCAAGAAGGGAUUCUUGAUGUCUUACCACGGUGGUAACUAUGCUGCAUACAGAGUCAUUGGUUUAGGCAUUCCGUGUAGGAUAUUUAAGGCAGCCUCCUGAGGUUCUCGAAUGCCUGGAUUCUCCUCUCUGUAUCAGUAACCAGAGCCCAUGUCUCAUGUAUAUACAGUAAGAUGGAAACCACAAAGGACUUGCAAAGUCUGUACUUUGUACAGACUAUGGAUACCAGAUUAAAAAUGAAAUCACAAUCAGUUAAACCUUUAUUAACCUCAAAAACAUCCUUAGAGAGGAACAUGAAAGUGUUUUUUGGGCACUCUGUAGUAGAUAUUUUCUUGUAGCUUUGAUAGACCCUGUUUGUGAUUGUUAGGUUGUACUUGUCAAAUGUCAGUGUACAUAGGCCUGUGACUAUGUCUCCUUUCAAGAACUGACCAAUCUCUCAACUGCAUGGUGUCUAGUUUGGAUGAUUUGUUGCAAAAGGUUACAACUGGUCGGUGCAGGACAAUUAUUGCUAGAGAUUUUUUUUUUGGGGGGGGUGGGGGGUGGGAACAGUAUUUUAAAGCCUUCACAUUAUCCAACCACACAAGUUCUAUAAAUUUACUGUAUGUACACCUUUGACUAAGUGCAAAAACAUUCCACUGUACAAAGCCUCACUUUUUACUUGACCUCAAAUGACAAUAAAUACAGUAGCUUUGUGAUUGUCUA
Molecule: messenger RNA, 12238 nt
Organism: Pomacea canaliculata
Lineage: Eukaryota; Metazoa; Mollusca; Gastropoda; Architaenioglossa; Ampullariidae
Exons: 3
Coding region: 440-3379 (979 amino acids)
Source: RefSeq, a predicted model, not a curated record